Ostreobium quekettii is the source of this 2895-nucleotide messenger RNA. Lineage: Eukaryota; Viridiplantae; Chlorophyta; Ulvophyceae; Bryopsidales; Ostreobiaceae. The record is from the annotation of a GenBank genome assembly.
AUGGACGUCCAGGCCCUGGCUGUCGUGUUUCAGGAGACGCUCCACCAUCAAAAGGAGAUCAGGCGCAAGGCGGAGGCUCAGCUGGAGAUUGGGUCGAAGCAGCAGGGAUUCGGCGUGGCCGUGUUGAAGGUGGUGCUCGCCGAGCAAGUGAGUCUGGAGGUUCGCGUCGCGGCGGCCGUGUGCUUUAAAAACCACGUCAAGUACCACUGGGAGCAAAAGGAGACGGAUGACUGCCCGAUGCAGGAGCCAGAAAAGGCAGAGUGCAGGAGCCACAUUGUGAACCUGAUGUUGAGUGCGCCGCCUCUUGUGCGGUCCCAGCUGAGUGAAGCGCUGUCCAUAAUCAGCGGUGUCGAUUUCCCAAAUCGCUGGCCCACACUCCUGCCAGAGCUGACGCAGAAGCUUCAAACAAGGGACGUGAACACUUGGCAUGGUGUUCUGGCAACGGCAAACUCUGUCUUUAAGCGUUUCAGGGGCGUCUACAUGACUGAUGCGGUGUCCCAGGACCUUGAACUGUCACAGAAAUUUUUCCUGAAGCCUCUCCUUGCGAUCAUGAAAGACCUGGCGCCACAGGCCAAGCUGUACCAGCAGACACCUGAUGCUCUCAAGGUGGUGAUGUCUUGCAUCAGGCUGUGCUGCAGAAUAUUCUACUCCCUGAACACAUUGGGCCUUACAGAGGCGAUGGACCAGGACCUGGGGCUGUGGAUGGCGGAGUUUUUGCAGUAUCUUGACUAUGACAAUCCUGUGCUCAUCGAGCGUGAUGACGAAAAGGAGUCUGCACAAGAUGGUGUGAAAUCUGCAAUUUGCCAAAACAUCAACCUGUUGACGGAGAUCUGUGAGGACGACUUUGAUCCUUAUCUGAUACAGUUUGGAACUGCAGUCUGGAACCUUCUUCUAAAAGUGACGCCAAAGCAAGGGCAGGAUAACCUGGCGAUGCAUGCCAUCGAGUUCCUCACCACUGUGGCAAAGAGCGAACAGUCUGCAGCAAAGCUGUUUCAAGCUGAGAAUGUGAUCAGCCAGAUCUGUGAGCAUGUGAUCAUGCCCAACCUGCGCCUCCGUGACAGCGACGAGGAGCUGUUUGACAUGAACCCUGUGGAUUACAUCCAACGGGACACUGAGGGCAGCGACUCUGGCACCAGACGGCGAGCUGCCUCAGACCUUGUCAGGGCCUUGACAGACAGGUUCCCAAAAGUGGUGACCCAGCUGUUCAGCUCUUAUGUGAAUGGCCUUCUGCAAGAGCAUGCUGCAAAUCCAAAGGCCAACUGGAAGGCCAAGGAUUGUGCAAUAUACCUGGUAGUUGCCUUGACAGUGAAGGGAAAGACAGAAGCCCAAGGGGCAACUUCCACGAAUGAGCUGGUUCCGCUUCUUGCCUUCUUCCAGGAGCAGAUCGUGCCAGAGCUGGAGGCGGCCAGUGGGAUCGAUGAGCAGCCAAUCCUGAAGUCUGACGCCCUGAAGUUUGUCACCACUUUUAGAUCGCAGAUUCCAAAGGAUGCGCUAUUGAAGAUGCUCCCCAGCCUGAUCAACUUGUUGGGCGCGUCAGCCUUUGUCGUGCACUCGUAUGCAGCCACUGCGAUUGAGCGGCUGCUUGCCCAGAAGGAGGCAGGGAGGACCAGGUUCACUCCGGAGGAACUGGACCCCGUUCUCCAGAACCUCCUUGAGAGGCUGUUUGCAGCCUUUGAGCUCCCAGAGUCAUCGGAGAAUCAAUAUGUGAUGCGGUGCAUCAUGAGGGUGAUCGUCUUUGAAGGCCCAAAAAUCAGUCCUGCUGCUCUGGUCUGCCUAAACCUCAUGUCCAAGAAGCUCGUUGCUGUUUGCAGAAACCCCAGGGUCCCUGGCUUCAACCAUUACCUGUUUGAGUCGAUCGCAGCCCUGAUCCGGCACAGCUCUGCUGCUGACAUCAACAUUCUGGACAAAGUCCAGGAGACCCUGUUCCCACCCUUUGAGUUCGUGCUGCAGCAGGAUGUCCAGGAGCUGCAUCCGUACAUUUUUCAGAUAUUUGCACAGAUCAUUGGGCUGCGGAAUCCGCCCCUACCACCAGUGUUCAUGACAAUAUUCCCACCAUUGCUCGACCAUACUUUCUGGGAGCAGAAUGGGAACGUACCAGCCUUGGUGAGAUUGUUACAGGCGUAUUUCACAAAGGCAGCUGCACAGGUGAUUGACGGCGGACGUCUAGAGAGCAUCUUGGGCGUAUUCCAAAAGCUGCUGUCCUCAAAGCAACUUGACCAUCAUGGGUUCUAUAUUCUGAACGCGAUCUUCGAACAUCUUCCAAUCAGCCCUCUUGAGAAGUACAUCCACACGAUCUGGACGAUGCUAUUUUCAAGGCUGAUGAAGUCAAAGACGACCAAGUAUGUGAAGUCAUUCCUGGUGUUCAUGGCACUCUUCAUUUGCAAGCAUGGGCCUGUCAAGGUCAUGGAGACCAUUGAGAAUGUUCAGCAGGGCCUAUACAAGAUGAUUUUGGAACAGGUUUGGCUUCCCAGCCUGAUGUGGAUCCGUGGAGACCAAGAGGAGAAGCUCUGCGCCGUCGCACUGAUUCGUUCCAUGUGUGAAGUCCCACUGCUCAUGGAGGCGGAAUAUGAUGGGCUGUGGGGAAGGUUGCUGGAAGUGCUGGCUGCGUUCCUGGAAGGGAAGGGAACGAAUGGGCACACAGAAGUUGCCGAUCCCCUGGAGGAGGAGCCGCAGGGCUACUCGGCUGCGUUCUCACAGCUGGCGAAUGUUACUCUGCCUGACACUGACCCAUGCGCCGAGGUCAAGGAUGCGAAACAAUUUUUGGCGCAGUCGCUGUCGCAGCUGAACAGGACGGCCCCAGGGCGGAUAUCCAGGGCAAUGCAGGCCUCGAUGAAGCCCGAGGUGCAAGAGCGGUUAAAAGCGUACUUUGGCGCUAUGGGUGUGGCUAUCUCCUGA